Brenthis ino (lesser marbled fritillary) is the source of this 4500-nucleotide messenger RNA. NCBI's taxonomy places the organism in Eukaryota, Metazoa, Arthropoda, Insecta, Lepidoptera, Nymphalidae. The record is from the annotation of a GenBank genome assembly.
AUGGGUGUUAUUUUGAAGUUUAUCUUAGUGACGGUCGUCUUACCUUGUGUUUUGGGACAAACUCAAGAAGAAUGUUUUGGCGCGGGAAGCGUAGCAGGCGCAGCGAUCGGUGCCUUCAUUGCGGCGUUUAUUUUAAUCGGUGCAGCAUAUUACUUCAGAAAAUGGUAUUGGAAAUCCCGUAAAGGCAAACACCUCGUGUUCACGACAGAUCCUGAAUCAGUGAAGGAUGAAUUCGCUUUCGACAAUCCCGGCUUCAGGCAAGAGGAAAAGCAUUGGCAGCAUGAAGCUCCUACUUUGCCUUUGGGUGGCAAAAAUCACGCCUUGCACGCCGAGUUCACUAAGCCCGAACAAAGCAAAGACGACUCUCAUUUACAUCGUGCAAGAGUACGUAAGGUAAAGCUAUGGGCGCGGGACUUCACCGGAUUGGGUCUUACUUGCGGGGGCGGUGCACGUGACGGCGUGUGUGUACACUCUGUACUGAGAAGUGGGCCUGCUGCGGCAGCUAAAUUACAGCCUGGAGACAAAAUAAAAAGCAUCAAAAUUGAGUUCACUGGUACACCUUUAGAGGAUGCUGUGGCUAUUCUAUCUUUAGCAUCUCCUUAUCCCGUGGAAUUGGAGGUAGUAGAAGGUGGUAGAGUAAGCGGAGAGGGAUGGAGAGUCGAACAUCCUGUGAUAAGAAGAGCUGGAUCUACCGGUGAUGUCAGCACGCUGGAAAAAGAGGGAAAACUUUUGCAUCCGCCAAAAUCACCUAACACAUCACAUUCAAACAACUCUACACUAGAAACGAAACCAGGUAAAGGCGGAAUCAAGAAGAUAAUCUCAGAAAAAAUCAUCACUACCACCUUAGAAAGAAACAAAAAGGAGAAAAGAGAACAGUCUACCACAUUAGAGCGAGAGAACGAAAAAAAUCUGAAGCUCGCAAACAAAACUAGACAUUCAGACAUAUUGCCAGCUUUAAGCAAACCGGAAAGAAAUAAAAAUAGAAACUCAACAGGAAGUGACAUUCAAAUUAUCCAACCGGAAAAUGGCAUUUCCCAUAUCGAACAUUCGGAAGUACAAAAACGAGAGUAUGAUCCAAAGCGUGGCAUGAAGUUUGGAAUAAGGGUAUUACCUCCAAACGUUCCCGAUGAUGGCGUUUUAAAACAAAAAAGCGUUGAAAAUGGGGGUGUCGUACUCGAAAAGAAAGCCACCGAUGAAGCAGACAAACCAACAGCACAAAUUAAACACGAAAGCGAAGUUGAACAGAAGAAACCAGUAGUUGCUAAACGUAGAGAAAAGUUGGCACCUCCAAUACCAAAUGCAAGAGUUAAAAGUACUGAAUCAGAAACAAAUAUCACAAACAUAACAAAUAUCAGCCAUGAAACAACGAAAUCUGAUAUCUCUCAAUCUUUCACUCGAACUGAAUUUAAUUCAAGUGGAAUCAAACGAGACGAAAAUGGCAUACCUCAAGAAUUACCUCAACACAUGUUCGAUGCAGCUAAAGCCGCACGACAUAAUAGAAAAAGUUCUAUGGAAUUACAAGAAAAAGAUAAAAUUGAUAAAAAAGAAGUCGAAGCGCCAAAACCAAAAAAAUCAAAAGGCAAAGCCCCAUCUCCUCCCGAUCCAGAGAAAAAUAAAAGCGACGAUAGUAUUCUGGAACAAAUGAAUAAUUUACACGAUUUCUUGAAAAACGAGAAAUAUCAUUCGAGUUUGCUUCAUGAAAGUACUAAAUCUGCGUUCAGUGUGAACACAUCUACGCCAAAAACCAUUAAAACUAAGUCACGUCUUGAAGAAUCUAUUAAUUUCAGUCAAGAAGAUAUUGAUGAUAUUGUUUCAAAACCUUUCAGGAAAGAGAGCGAUUCGUUAAACAAUUACUUCGAAGAUUCCAAAUCUAACUUAUCUUCUAAUCAAGAUGUCCAUUCAGUUGUGUCUUUAAAUAAUAGUGAUAAAAGUGAUAAGGAAUCCACUACUAUCGAACUAAAUAACAGCGAUAUAACCAUUCAUAGUUCACCGAUAAAUGAAACUGGGAAUUCAACAGAUACUUCCAUUUUGGAUGAAAAUGAAAGAAAAGCGGCAUCAUUGGGUGAUCUAUCGAGAUUCGAAAUAAGGGCCAAAGCAAGUAAACCGUCAACUGGGACGUUGGAAAGAGCUCAAAGCUUAGAUAUUUCGGCCGAUGAUGGUGAAAUACAAGAAACAUUGUCCCCUAAAAAACGUAAAGCGAUGUCUGUUGUCGAAACAACAUUUUUCGACUCGGGCAACGAAGAUGUUCUACCAGAUAUGAUAGAUUCUGAUAAAGGGAUUGUAAUGAAACAAAAAGAACCGAGAUUGAGUUUGAAUAUAGCUAAAACAUCCGCAAUGGAAGGGCUAAACACAUUCCAAAGAAACCGUUUGAAGAAAGCAUCCGAAUUUGGUAAUUUAGAAGACGCUAUCGUCAAAGGAUCUAACAGUUCUAUGGACUCUGGGAAACAUAGUUCACAAGAAAUAAUUGUUCGUAAAUCUCAGACCAAUUUAGAUACAACCCAAGAAAGUGAGGAGCACGAAACAUCAGAUCACUUGGCGCGAAGAAUUAUGGAUGAAAACAUGAAAGUUCACUUGAAACUCGUAUCUGAAUUCGCGAAAUCGACUUCCGAUGGUAGUAACCAAAGUUCCUUGGAAAGUCAAGAAACAUCAGUAGUUGAAACUAAGACAUUGCCCGUGAAAUACGAAGAGAAACACACAAUCAGUUAUGAUACGAACAUACCCGAUGAUAUGAAAGUCUCUCGAAGUUCAUACGUCAAUAGCUUGGAGAGACCUAAAUCAGAAAUGAUGAAGAAAUUACUCGCUAAAAAUCCUAUAUUCAAUGUACAUAUUGAUCAAACACAAAAAUAUGAAGCGUCAACGAGUAAAGAAACUCCCGCAUUAACAGAUUCAUUCAAAUCUAUGCAUCAACCAGAUAUCGUUAAUUUUGAUUUAAAAACCUCAAAACCGAGAGAUUACGACGAAUUUGUCAGUAACAUUAGAGUCGGAUCAAAUAAUAACAGUUUAAAAAUGAACAAAAAACCACAAGAAACAUUCACAACCGAUUGGUCUAAUCGAGAGAAAGAAUCGAGAAGUCAAGAAAUUCAAAGCACCAACAUCGUUACCAUAUCUACAGACAAAAACGUAGCAUCUGACGUAAAACGUAACUCUUACACAAAAUCCAUAGAGAUAGGUGAAGCUAAUCUACGAUUGGUACCAGAUUUAGUUGAAGGCACAAAUACACGUGAAGAAAAAGAAACAAGAACUCUAUAUAUGGAACCAGCUAGCGUUUCAUUGACUAUGAAACAAGAGCCUAUACAGAAAACAGUAACGGUAAAUGUAACAGAAGACGAAUAUGGAAAUAAAGUAAUCACUCAAAAUGUCGAGAAAGUUUCGACUAAAUACAUAACAACCAAAACUGAAGCUCCUUUGCAAGUUGAACAGAUUACCUUCGGCAUUCUAAAAGGCUCUGGGGAAAUAAAUGAACUAGAAUUGGAGGAAGGCAACGUAAAGGAUAUAGAUAAGAAAGUUUUGGAAGAAAUAAAGAAACAAAAUCCAAACAUACAUUUCACUUCUACGGAACCUUCAUACACGAGAACUGAAACAAUAAUUUUGAAUACAACAGAAAUGGAUGAAAAUGAAGCUAAGGCACUAAUGGAGAAACUUCAAAACGAUCCAAGCUUUAUGUCGCAAAAAUCAUCGGAAGAACUAUCUCGUAUGGGAAUAAGAAUUAUUCAGGAUCUAGAAGACAAAAGCACCUCAAGUCAAGAUUCAGUAGAAGUGACUAAAACUAGAUACUCUAUAAACCCCACAAUAACAACAAAACAAUCGAUUCGCAAUAUCGAUUCAAAUCGCAGUAUCGAUUCAAAAGAUUUCGAAUCACAAAAAGGUCACGUAACUGAGAUUCAAGUGUCAUCCAAACCAGAAAAACUAGUUCAAAAAACAGAAAUAAGCAAAGACAAAGUAUCAAACAGACAGCGAACUCCACCAAACCUACAGAAAUUCGAUGAAACGGUGUUAUCAUACGAACUGGAUAUCGAUAUGCUAAACGAUUUUAUAUCGAAUGAGAGAUAUCAUUCAGCGAAACACUUAGCAGAUAACAAAAAACGAACAAGUGAACCAAAGAAACGACACUCAGAUUUCGAUUUACCCAGAAACAGUCACAUCAAAUUCCGCACAGCAACUUAUGAAUCUCCAAAAGGAACGAUUGUUACAAGCACGGACUUAGAGAACAGACGACUUUCACAACUAGAUCAAUUACACAAAUCGAAUGAACCGAUUCAAAAACCAAGUAUAUCCGCAAAACCGAGUAACAUACCCGUUAAAGCGGUAGCAGAUAAAAAACCGUUUGCGGGCUUAGUUUCGUCAAAAAUACCGGUUUUCGCUACACAAAAAUCGUUAAGUCAGGAGAAUUUGACCGAAAAAACUUUAUCGUUACCUCGAUCUGAGUUAAGUGGUAGUGCUGGGAAUAUUACGAUUACAUCGAUUAAAAGUAGCUCGAGAAGUCCGAGUGGGGGUCGAUUG